This is a messenger RNA of Numida meleagris (helmeted guineafowl), 2525 nucleotides long. It is a transcript of the gene LRTM1, whose product is annotated as leucine rich repeats and transmembrane domains 1. The transcript has 3 exons. Gene Ontology annotation, biological process: regulation of presynapse assembly; positive regulation of synapse assembly; axonogenesis. Gene Ontology annotation, cellular component: membrane. The record is from RefSeq and is a predicted model, not a curated record. The coding region runs from base 533 to 1570 and encodes 345 amino acids. Gene Ontology annotation, molecular function: protein binding. NCBI's taxonomy places the organism in Eukaryota, Metazoa, Chordata, Aves, Galliformes, Numididae.
AUAAUCAGAAUCCUUGUUCAGAGUCAUCUGAUCCUGCAAAAAUUGACACAGCAUAGCUAAUAUUCCACCACAAUUCAGAAACUAUGCUGGAUUUUAAAAGGCAGCUUUAUUUUCGUGCCUUCCAUUUGAGGGAGAUUAAACAAUCGAAAAGACAGGGCUAUCAGGUCAUGAUUUGUAUGUUACAGCUGUCCGGUUAGAGUUGAUAGUCACUCUUUGCAUGGCCUGUUGACAGAUUAAAAGAGGCAGGCUAAGACUCUGAGAGUCAGAAAUGGACACUGGGGGAAAAAAAGAUUGCGAUAAAGAAAAAAACCAAAGGCUGAUGGAGUAACUCACUAGAAAUUGUAGCACUUCUACUCAAGCCACAGAUACAAUCUUAAAAAAAUCACCACCACCACAACAACAAAACAAAGAGAAGAAAUUGGAUGAGCAUGUUACAGAUUUGAAGGAGGAACCAGAAUAAAGUGUAUAUUUACUGUUCUACUUCAGGAAACUGGACUGAGUCUUCUUCAAAGUGGGAAACAAGCAAAGCAGAAUGACAGGUAAUCGGCUUCUGGUGCUGAGUGUUGUCCUCAUAAUACACAUGGCUCAUGGGUGUCCUCAAAAAUGUCUAUGCCAUAUAGCUUCAAAGACUGCAGACUGCAAGAAUAGAGGAUUUACUGAAAUUCCUGCCCACUUACCACCUGAAAUUCAGAUACUGCAGUUGCAGAAUAACCGUAUUUGGAGGAUCAACCAAAAUGCAUUUACUGGAACACCAUUGCUGAAAAUCUUAGACUUGUCUAAUAAUUCUCUCUCAAGUUUUGCACCAGGUGCUUUCCAAAAAUUACGGUAUCUACAGGUUCUAAACCUAACUAGAAAUUUGAUUCAUUAUAUAGAAAACAAGACUUUCAGCUUCCUCCCACACCUCAAAGAACUGGACUUGUCAUCCAACAGCAUUAUACGUCUGCCUGAGACUUUUGGAAACAGCACAGGGAAUAUAACAUUACUGUCAGUGAAGCAUAACAAGCUUCAGAAAAUGGAAAGAGUUCUGCUGGAGUCACUUCCAAACCUGAAAGUUGUUCUUUUCAAGGAUAAUCCCUGGCUAUGUAAUUGCAACGUCUUUGGCCUGAAACUGUGGUUGGAGAGUUUUCUAUACAGAGGAGGAAUAAGUGAUGGCAUCAUCUGUGCAACACCAGGGAUUCGGAAAGGCAAGGACCUCCUCAAAGUUCCUUACGAGCUGUUUGGGGCAUGCCCACUUACGACAGCUCACGCUCAUCUGGCCACCACUCAUCACCACAGCUUUGAGCACAGGAGUUCUCUGAAGCACUCCCAUCACAACGAACAUGGGGAAAACAGCAGGCCAAGUUGUGAACCCAAACCAAAGCCAAGGCCUGUUAGUUUGCGUCAUGCAAUUGCCACUGUAGUAAUAACUGGAGUUGUCUGUGGAAUUGUGUGUCUAAUGAUGUUGGCAGCUGCUGUUUAUGGUUGUGCCUAUGCUGCAAUUACUGCUAAAUAUCACAGAGAACAUUUGGCCCCUGCAAGACAGCAUGGGACUUCUGAGGAAAAAGAGCCAUUUGAUAGCUCCCUGGCUUGAGUUACUUUUGUGUUUGGUUUCUUGAAAGUAAAGAGCCCUCACCUCAGUUUAAAAGCCUGGAACCUAAAUAGGAUUGGUUUAAUAGUAAUGACUGCUUUUCUUUGCUUUUUCACAUUAAAGAAAUUUUGUGUGUGUGUGUGUGUGUGUGUGUGUGUGUAUUUAUGAAGCAGAAUACAAAUGCACUUCUAUUUUGUGUUGUAUAUUCUGAAGCCACUAUGUAAGGCUGAAUGCAUGAGAGAAUGAAAUUUUUACACAGUCAUUUCCAAGUAUUCCAUUCAUUAUUCCUAGCUCUUGAUGUAAUAUUGGGAUGACAUAUGAGCAAUGGCAACCUACACUUAGCACUCAACAUGAGUGAGUUUUCUGCAAAGAAAAACACAAAUAGUUGCAAAUGAUGAGAGUUUAGGAUUUUAGAACACCUGAUUUGUAUUCAGAAACAUAAUCUGUAAUCAGUUUUAGAACUGGUUGGUCUAUACACUGAUAAUUUAGAAAACUGUUAUAAAAUUUCCAAAUACAUAUUUUUCUACCUUCCAAUCUGCCUCUAUUAUGAAGUCUAGAAAGCAGUAAGUACCUUGUUGUCUAUCAUAUUUCAUUUUUAAAGUACUUACAAGAAAGACGGAAGAGAGCUGAGAAAUCACAGGAGGAGGUAGUAAUGUUACACUGUGCUUCAGGUACAGACACUGAGAUAAGCAUACGCUACAUAAAUGAAGAGACACUACCUAUUGUCUUAGUGGGAUACAUGCUUGCUACAGACAUUUCUGAAACUCCUUAAUCCAAAAUCUACACAACUAUUCAGUUUUGAAAAUGUCAGGACUACAGAUGGAGUCCUGAUCACAGCGCUGCCCUUCAGCAGGGAGGAUCACCUAGCUGCAUGUUUGCACAUCCUCAAAAAGAAAGCAUUCAGAUGAAUUAAUUCAAGGGUCUGCCCUUUUUGCAGCACUGUUCUGCUGUCAGAGGA